Messenger RNA from Lasiosphaeria miniovina, 989 nucleotides. RefSeq lists its product as uncharacterized. The record is from RefSeq and is a predicted model, not a curated record. The transcript has 2 exons. The coding region runs from base 125 to 631 and encodes 168 amino acids. NCBI's taxonomy places the organism in Eukaryota, Fungi, Ascomycota, Sordariomycetes, Sordariales, Lasiosphaeriaceae.
GUUCUAUCUGCCAUGUCAUGAUGAUCUCUACGCGUAUACACCACCUCUCUUGUAUCGUCACCACCGCCUUGAUCUUGUAUCAACCCUCUCAUCUCCCAUCCCCAAAACCGCACAAGCAUAAAUAAUGCCUCAGCCCAGCCAACCCUCGCUCCUCACCAUCCCCCUCGAGCUCCGCAUGCUCAUAUACAAGGAGCUACUCAUCUACCCGCCGCUAGCAAGACAAGCACAGCGGCAGUCGCGCAGCAUCCACCCGGCCAUCCUCGUCGUGUGCGUGCAGACCCACGACGAGGCUGCCCCCGUGCUCUACGGCGAGAACGUGUUCCACGCCCACCCCGCGGCCCUGACUGCGCAGCCGCGCCUCGAGCCGUGGUUCCCGCCCGUUGUCGAGCUGCCAUCAUUAUCAUCGUCUUCGUCGUCGUCGUCCACGGCGAGUUCUGGCAGCAGCACGCUGGCCGCGUACACGCGCAUCCGGCGGUGGAAGGUCCAAGUCAACCUCGACUUCGCGCCGGAUUAUACACGGGACGACGUGACUGCGGCGUUUGCUGGCGCCGGCGAGCUCGAGCUCGCAGUGUGUCGGGGGUUUUCUGCCGUACGUUAUAAGUACCUUACAUCCCUCUCUCGUGAACUGUAGCAAGGAGUAAAAGAACGACUUAAUGUUAAAACUCAAAAUCUCGUGUGAAAUAUAGUUCGCGGGCGGCGCCAGCGCCGACGCGCUACGGCGCUUCGAGGGCGUGCGCGGGCUGCGGCGCGCGCGCAUAAGGCAGUCCCCGCCGGGUUACGAGCGCUACGUCGCCUGGCUUGCGGCGGGAAUGACCAUGGCGCGUGGGGCUGCGAGGGAAGAAUAUGAGUUUGAGGACGAGUUGGAGCGGAAGCGUUUGGCUGGGUGGGGAGGAGGAGGUCGUGGUGGUGCCGACUCCUGACUGAGGCGGAUGGAUAUCCUCUGGGACAUGUGCCAAGUGUAUUGAAAUGCUCGCGCCCACCAGUUACGC